AAACAACAUUUAUUUUUUGCAAACGAAAAUUUAAACUGCGUAAAUUGCCUUGGUAUUUCGGUAUCCUGAUCUGGAUGUAGAUUGACAGAUUAAAUUGCACAUCGAUAUUGACGUUAAAUGUUAUAUUAUGCGCAAGCUUUUAUAACUUGAGACCUCGGGGAAAAACUAAAUGAAAUACUGUCAUUAGGACCCGCUUUCAUCAAUAAAAUUGUUUCUGUGUAAUAUUUGGAUGAUAUUGUAGCAAAAAGUAGAGAGAGCCUGGUGUGAAAACAAAAUAUUCACGAAAGCUUUAUAAGUUUUGGAGAUAUUAGCUGGAUUUUUUUUAUUACUGAUUGACUGGACAUUAUUGUGAGAGGUUUUCAAAUUUUGGAUUUACUGACAGUUGAGAUAACCCCUGUACUAUAAUACUGUUAUACCAUUGGGAUUAUGUGUAUACUGGAUAUAAAUUACAUUGAUAUUAAGUAAUAAAAUAGUGAGCAGUGUUUGUCUUAUUAAAGCGGAAUAAGUGUAAAACAAUGAGUAAAGCAAAUGAGACGAAGUAGAAGUAUGAUUUGAAACAGUGAAAAGAGCAGUAUUGAAAAGGAAACUAAGACUGGUAAAAAGAAAAAUGGACAGCCUCUAGCUUUACGUACACACUCUAAAGUCAGUAACUGUAGUACAGAAGAAUUGAGCUACAUACACGAGAAUUAGAAAGCAUGAGUGAAGAUCUAGCUGAAGUUAGGAAUGAGCUCAAACCAUUGACGAAAAAGGAGGACGUUGAAAAUUUGAUUACCACAACACUUACAAACAUCACGGGGAAAAAUGAAAAGAAAAUGACUGAUAUAAUAAACAGAAAAAUUAAAGAAAAAAUACAAGAACUCCAUGAUAGAAUAAAUAGCCUUGAAUUUGACAAUGCAGAGCUAAAAGCGGAACUAGACUAAAUAAAUACCAAAAUAGAUCAAGAACUUGAUCAUCUACUUGAUCAAGUUGAAAAAAUUACAGUUUUGCACAAGAGCCUACAAGAAGGCAGAUUAUAAUGAACAGUGCAGCAGAAAGAAUAAUUUCAAAAUAAUGAAUGCUCCUGUGAAGGGAAGGAAAAUGAAACUGAAGAAGUCUUGACAACAUGUGUUCAAGAAAUCCUUGAGAAACAUAAGAUUUCUCUGGAAAAGGAACAAAUCCUCGCAAUUCAUAGAAUUCCUGAAAUGCAAGACAACAUGAAGCCUGUACUGACAAAAUUAAAAAGUAACAAUGCUAAAAUUGCAAUUAUGCAAAAGAGAAAAGCAAUGAAAGAAGCUGGUCACAGACUCAUUGAUGAUGUGACUAAGUUAAACCAUGGUCUUAGCAGACUUUCUCUACAUCCAGAAAUUUUAAGUGCUUGGUUUUUCAAUGGUAGUGUCCGUGGUUCUACAAUGAAAGGGAUCAGAUAUAAAUUUGACAUAUAUGAUACCAUCAGCUCCAUCAUUACUUGAGGCAGUAUAUAUAUAUAUACAAUGUUUCAUUUGAGACACUUUCACUUAAAUACACUAUCAACAUAAAGUCUUUACAAAUAUUUACAUUAUAUUAGAUUAAUAAGCUUUGAACAGUGUUCAAUCACUUACAAAGGCAGAACAAUGCUUUAACAUCAGCUUCUGAUUGAUAUAGAUAAAUUUGUGACAUGAACUAUGUUUUUAGUAAAUUUAUAUUUUGUUGUUUUACAUGAAAAUACCUCAAAAUGUUAGCGUAACUUUUAGACAUUUAAGCUCUAGCUUCUUGAAUGUCCAUAAAUCUACAGUGAAAAGGCACAUUUCAGGAAAAGACCUUGUGUAUGCUCAGUACAUCGAGAAACGCAACGUUUUUUACGCUCGAUUUUUUCAUACUUUCCUUGUACAUGUAUUUUUGCAUUUUGUGUAGUAGUAUUGUAAAAUUUGCCAUGAUGUAAAUCCCUCGUUCCAAUACAAACGCAAACAGCACGAAUUCAAAGUGCAACUUUUACGCAUGUUAAACUUUGGUAUAAGUUGCAUCGAACUUUUUGUAAAGUUUGCUUAUGAAAGGAAAAUCACGAUGCCGCGAUUAUCCGAACAUGAACGAAAUCAUGCCGUUGGGAUGCAUCUGGUGGGGACGUCAAAACGGGAGGUUUGGCGACUGUUUAAUUGUCAUGCGUCGACCAUUUCUCGUCUGAAGACUCGCUACCAGCACACUAACGCCGUUCGAGAUCGCCCACGUCCAGACUACCCACGGGUAACAACUGCCCGGCAAGACAAGCAACUCCGCGUGAACCACCUCCGGAACAGUUUCACAACUGCUACAGACACUGCUAGACACUUUGUUGGGCGUUAUGGCAGCCAUUUUUCAACUAUCCAUCCGAACACCGUGCGAUCGCGCCUAAGGGUAGCUGGACUACGGUGUAGACGAUCCCUGAAGUCAUCAAGACUCACAAUGCAACACAGAGCAGCCAGAUUACGCUAGGUGAGGACGCACAUCCGUUUCAUUCAGCGGUAGUGAGACUGCGUAUUGUUCCUUGAUCGUGCAAAUGAGCGGGCUGAUGGAAGACAACGAAUAUGGAGACGAAGAAACGAAAGGUACAACGAGCCGUGUGUGCUACAGUACAUCAUAUAGGGUGGAGGUUCUAUCCAUAUCUAGGGAGGCAUUACACGUCACCGCAGAAACGCCUGGUGGUAUUCCAACGAAACGUCAACGCUCAUUCGUACAUUGACAAUGUCCUACAGCCUUUUGUGGUGCUGUUUCUGCAGCAGCAUUAUCCUAAUGGCAACGGGAUAUUGCAGCAAGACAACGACAGGCCUGAGUAUAUCUGCAGCAGAACAUAGUCAACUUUCUGCCAUGGCCCGCGCUGUCGCCAGACAGGUCUCCUAUUGAGCAUGUUUUGGACGAACUCAAGCGUCGUGUGUAUGCACGUG
Mercenaria mercenaria is the source of this 2873-nucleotide messenger RNA. RefSeq lists its product as uncharacterized. Lineage: Eukaryota; Metazoa; Mollusca; Bivalvia; Venerida; Veneridae. The coding region runs from base 1954 to 2424 and encodes 156 amino acids. The record is from RefSeq and is a predicted model, not a curated record. The transcript is spliced from 2 exons.